Molecule: messenger RNA, 9387 nt
Organism: Ixodes scapularis (black-legged tick)
Lineage: Eukaryota; Metazoa; Arthropoda; Arachnida; Ixodida; Ixodidae
Product: serine/threonine-protein kinase D3
Exons: 21
Coding region: 525-3161 (878 amino acids)
Biological process (GO): protein phosphorylation
Molecular function (GO): protein serine/threonine kinase activity; ATP binding
Source: RefSeq, a predicted model, not a curated record
CCCCACGCCGCUGACACCUGUGUUGGGGGAAGUAUCGAUACAAUCGCAGUGCGUCGCCUACGCUCUUCCAGCCCGGAGCCAUUCCCAACUCCAAUAUUUUGAGACCGUCAACGUGUUCCUGCGUGAGCGACCUCAAGGAUACAUCGUGCCGAACGCGUAGAGCAAACGGAAGGAAGAAAGAAAGAAGAAAAAAAAAGGCCAUCUUUGCGUACGGACAGCUUCACGUUUUCUUCCCGUCCAGUUACAAAUGUCAGUUCGCGGUCGCCGUGAUGUUUGAUGUGUUGGCGCCCUGACCACUGCUGGAGCUAACGCGGUCACCCACUGCUCCGCGUGAAGGCGACCCGGACCUACGACCGCGGCAUGGAUUGAACGAGGAAGCUGUCAUAUUUGUGGUGCCGUCAGUGAAUUCCUGGAUGGUGGCAUGGUGCCGACGAUUUCGUGCUGCGAGUGGCGGCGGCAAAACGGCUGCUCGUAAAAUUCAUCGGAACGACGACGCAGGCUCGUGAAAGCUCGCCGGACGUUCGAUGGCGAGCACGCUACAGCAACCGCAGCAGUCAAGCCCGUCUUCGACACCGCAAGCGACUGCCAAGUCUGCUAAGUCUUUCAGCGUGAUGGAGCUGCCGGUGCUGAACGUGCCUGCGGAAGUGACCUUCCUGAUGCAGGCGGGCGUGGUCCGGGACACAGUGACGGUCGAGACGAGCGAGAUGAACCUCAAGUCGCUCAAGGACAUGGCUUGCAACUUUGUCCACAAGAAGUUCCCGGAGCACGGCCUAAAUCGGCUGAGCGAGCGCCUGCUGCUCUUCCGGCACGACUACAACAACGAAAACAUCCUCCUGCCCAUCAACGCGGCUUCCGACGUGGCGGAGGGCACCCUGGUGGAGGUUGUCGUCUCGGCAAACAACCCAAGCGACGACGUGCAAAUCCGGCCACACUCGCUCACGGUCCACUCUUACAAGACGCCCACCUUCUGCGACUUCUGCGGGGAGAUGCUCUUCGGGCUGGUCCGGCAGGGACUCAAGUGCGAAGGGUGUGGGCUCAACUUUCACAAGCGGUGUGCCUACAAGAUCCCCAACAACUGCAGCCACGCACGUCGCCGGCGGUCGUCCACUUCGAUGUACCCUCGGAGCCCCACGGAAGCCGUGCAGAGGACCGCUUCCAGCGCUGCCACCUUCAGCGACGACCACAAUUCGUUGCUGGCCACGUCCCCGGCUAGGGAGAAGCGCUCCCCGUCGCUCAACAUGGGACGUCCUGCCUGGGUGGACCGGGAACUGGCGGGACGCAUCCGCAUCCCGCACACGUUUGUGGUCCACUCGUAUGCCAAGCCGACCGUGUGCCAGCAUUGCAAGCGGCUGCUCAAGGGCAUCUUCCGCCAGGGCAUGCAGUGCAAAGACUGCAAGUUCAAUGUCCACAAGCGCUGCAUGGACAAGAUUCCCAUGGACUGCACGGGGGAGGCCCCCAAGGAGUGGGGAGAGUCUUCUCAAGAGAACUCGGAAAGCUCGGAGCUGGAGAACAACGGGGAACGGGAGAACGUGGAGGACGAGUCGGACAACGAGAGCGACCUGUCGCAGGAGAGGGACAGGGCUGCCGGACCAGACAGUCAGGAAGACGAGCCCAAGGCGCUGCUCAACGAGACGGCGAGCAACAACAUCCCGCUGAUGCGGAUAGUGCAGAGCGUGAAGCACACCAAGCGGAAGGGGGGCUCCAAGCUCAUCAAGGAGGGCUGGCUGGUGCACUUCACCGACAGGGACUCGAUGCGCCGGCGCCACUACUGGCGCCUUGACACCAAGGCCAUCACUCUCUUCCAGAACGACACCACCUCCAAGUACUACAAGGAGAUCCCCCUGUCGGAGGUGCUGGCCAUCGAGUCCGCGAGGCCGCCCAAGCAGGACUCCGGCCUGGCCUUCGUCCGGGGCUCAUACUGCUUCGAGCUGCGAACAGCCGGGGUCACGUACAUGGUCGGAGAGGACCGGGACCACGCUCGCAACUGGGAGCUGGCCAUCCGGCAGGCCCUCAUGCCGGUCGCAGCCGCCAAACAAGAUGCAGUGGGUCAGGACCAAAGUGACAAUGGACAGAACAUGGACAUCAGUCAGCGGUAUCAGAUCUUCCCAGACGAGGUGCUUGGAUCGGGACAAUUCGGAAUCGUCUAUGGGGGGGUACACAGGACGAGCUCGCGCGCGGUAGCCAUCAAGGUUAUCGACAAGCUGCGCUUCCCGACGAAGCAGGAGGCCCAGCUGAAGAACGAGGUGGCCAUCCUGCAGAACAUCCACCACCCAGGGGUCGUCAACCUCGAGAAGAUGUUCGAGACUGCCGAGAGGAUAUUCGUGGUGAUGGAGAAGCUCAAGGGAGACAUGUUGGAAAUGAUCCUGUCGAGCGAGAAAGGACGGCUUUCCGAACGAACGACCAAGUUCCUCAUCUACCAGAUUCUGAUUGCCCUGAAGCACCUGCACUCCAAGAACAUUGUCCACUGCGACCUGAAGCCCGAAAAUGUGCUGCUUUCGUCGGAUUCUGACUUCCCCCAGGUGAAACUCUGCGACUUUGGUUUCGCGAGGAUCAUCGGCGAGAAGUCCUUCCGACGUUCCGUAGUCGGGACUCCCGCCUACCUAGCUCCGGAGGUGCUCCGCAACAAGGGCUACAACCGAUCCCUGGACAUGUGGUCCGUAGGAGUCAUCAUCUACGUGAGCCUGAGCGGAACUUUUCCGUUCAACGAAGAAGAGGACAUCAACGACCAGAUUCAGAAUGCCGACUUCAUGUACCCGCCCAAUCCGUGGAAGGACGUAUCCCCAGAGGCUGUUGACCUUAUCAACAACUUGCUGCAAGUGAAGACAAGGAAGCGCUACACGGUGGACAAGUCCUUGGUCCACACCUGGCUGCAAGACUACCAGACGUGGUGUGACGUUCGCGAACUGGAGAGCCAAGUCGGGGUGCGGUAUUUGACGCACGAGUCGGACGACGCUCGCUGGGAAGCCCACCGGAAGGAGAAAGGGCUCCGGGCACCACCCCCGGCACCGACAUCCUCGGUUGCACCACCCGGCGAUGGCGUGGCACCGCAACACGCGCCGGCGAGGCAGAGGCUUUCUGUGCAGCGCGAAGAAGAGUCAUGCACCUCCUCCAGUGGCGGAUCGACGGCAGUGUCGCCGACGUUCGGCCGCAUCCGUCUCUGAAACCAUCUUUGUUAUUUCAUUUCGUAGCUUACCGAUUCUCCGAACGCAGACGUCGUCCCUUUAGUUAUGUGUGUGGGGUUUCGUCUCUAAAAACCUGUUCGUGCAGUUGCGUUUGCCUGGGACCGAGUUCUCGCAACGAGUGAGCGCGCCGGUAUGCUUUUGCCAUCUGUAGGGCGAUUCCAGAACUGCACUUCCCUAAGGCGAAGGUUUUGCGGUAUUCAGAAGAUGAAAUGUGUACUGUCACAUGAAAAACGGUUGUUCAUAACGUCAAAAGUUUUGCAAGCCAGACUGAAUAAAAUAGGAAGUACUAUACAGAAAUGAAAAGUGUUCCACGACUGCCCAAUGGAUGGCGCCAGCGUGAUUUUAAAAUGAGAUUUUAAGAAGUUUUAAGGCACUCGGAUCGUAAGCAGUCGCAAGUGUAUGAACCGGCCUCAAGUGAAAUUCCUUGUCGCUUUAUCCCCAUGGCGCAGACGCUAACCAUGCUUGUCUCGGCUCGGAUAUGAAACGGCAUUGUCGCCAACGUCGGCCGAGCUUGCUUCUCGUUCGAGGUGGUCAAUUGUUUUUCGUAGCUUUUCGACGGGUCGCGUAAAUGCAGUGUUCCUCGUAGCUUCUCGUUUGGUCGAGCGAGUUUCGUCAGGUGGCGUCUUCUCUUGAGAUCGUCGGGCCGCGUCUUGUCGGCUGACUUCGCUCUAAACGCAACGAAGUGCCACAGGCUCCCAUCUCUUUCCAAUCUGGGCCGCGCCUGUUUAAAACGUAAUUCUGGAUUUAGUUCUGCCUUUUUCCGACUUGUUUUCGUGCUUGUCUUGAUUGUUUCUUUAGUGCAUUCCCGAAGUCGUGUCGAGCGGCGACGUUGUCCCCUCUAGUGAGGUCCCUUGAGGAGAUUGGCUGCAAAGUCGUUUUUAGAGGCUGCGGCCCUACGCAGAUGGCAGUGCAUUUAGGGAAGGGUCGUCUUUUCGUUGUGAUGCACUUCGGCGCCGCAAAAUGCACGCCAAAUGCGAUGGGAAAUGCUCGUGUAAGCCGGCAGACGUCUUGCGCGUGUUGCAACUUGUUAGUGGCACCGUUAGGGAACUCUUGUUUCAUCGUUACGUGGCAAAGACGAUAGCCCGUAACUCCUUCAAAGAUGUUUUGUUUUUAAGGGGAUGCCACGAUGGCACGUUGGUGACAUAUUAACUGUCCGUCUUCUUUUUGUUGCUCUUUGUGAAUACCAGCGAUAGUGUUUUGUGUAUCAAAUAUGCUUAUGUGUUAGAGCACUAGUAUACACAAUUUCAUGCUUGCAUCUUUUUGCUUUCUAUUUUUUUUUUCUUUUCGUAGGAUUUUUUUUAGGGAUGCAAGUUUUCGGAGUUGCAAGUUUCUUUUUGUUUGUUUAUUUUCAGUUUCCUGGGACGAUUUAGUUAUUUAGGCACUUUAUUGUGAAUUGGGGUACCUCAACAGUUACUUAAUGCAAGUUUUAUUGUUAGAAAGUGUAUCUCUCUUAUGUUGGGUGAUUGCUCUUGAAACGAACGUUCCUUCACGUUUUUACAAAAGUGGAUCCAUGUCUAACGUGGGACAAUGUGGUAUUGUGUCCUCAGCUUGAGCAAUACUACAGUACACUUCCGAGAGACAAUUUUUGCCUCGACUCCUACGAAGUAAAUGCUUAACGGAGAAAGAUAGUUCCACAAAUAAUUGCAUGUAAAGUGUAAGGAAUGGAACAUGCAUUUUCGAUAAGAUGAGGGUGCACCUCUUUUUCUUUAACUUCGCUUGCAUUAACUUUUCACUCCUCUUCUUUCUUGUAGAUAGCUCAUACUGUCAGCACUAGCAACCAUCACGUAAUACACAAGCAUGCCAUCACCGUGCGAUGUGACAGUUCGUUUGUGACACUAUUUGUGGACACUUGGCAUAAUGAACAAUGACCACCACACGCACAUGUGACGAUUCUGUACAUGUCACGUCAUCGCUUUCUUUUCUUUCUUUCUCAUGUUGUUCGGCAAGGUCGAAGGUGGUUUCUGUCACAUGCUGGUCCCUGGUUGUAGUUUUUCUUUCAACACAUUCCAGUGUUUCGAGACGAGCCGGUGUGUGCCACAAAACUUGUCUCGAGUGUGUGCCAUUUCACAAGCAUCGGUACGACACGUGCAAACGCACACUCUCCAAGUGAACGUUUUCUUCGAACUCGCCGUGGAGUUGCGACAUUUUCAUGCCAGGAAGGCUCGCUUAACAGAUCCUUGCGGCGGCGACACCACGCGUCUGACCAGUAGUUCUCGACAGCUGACGACAAUCCAACGAACGCUUUCAUAGGGCACAAAUGAGACGGAACUGGCAGCGUUUCUUGAGCACGCUGUGUACAUACCACCGCUCUACCGUUUCUAAUGUGGGUGAACUUUUACACGUGGAGGUUGCUAGAAGUUAGUGUCACCGGUUUUGUGACUAGCCGUUUCCACGCCACGUCUUUCUUUACUACUCUCGUGGUGCGACACCCCGUCACGUUUUCCACGUACCGAGUGUAUCCCGUGGCCGACACUAAAGGCCGUUCAUCCCGUUUUACGUUUCCGACGUCACUUCCAGCACCGUCAAACAGCGACUUUGUAAUAUAAGACUUUCUCGAUGUGACUCGCCGCAAACGCAAGUUUUGACAACUACGAACAACAACGAAUGUGAUGUCCCGUGGAAAGUUGUGUGACUCAUUGCGUAGUCUUUCAUUAAUUUCCGCGGCUCCGAAGCUUCUACGAGGUUGUAACGAGUCUUCCGUCGCCGUUGCGUUGCGGACUACAGGGCUGCCAAGGGGCUGUGCAGUUGCAAGCGGCGGAAGGACAUUUUUAGCUUUUUCAAAACGGUUUCGGAGCACGGACACUUUUGUUUCUGCUUUUGGAUGGUCAUGUCUGGCAAGGCCUAUUUGGUUUUGUGGCCAAGUUUUCGGGGAACUCGCACAUGGCAGAAAAGACAAUCGUGACGUAAGCCUGGAGGGCCGGCAAUGUGCUUCAUUCCUGCCGUAUAAAUCGACGGCUUUCUUUUUAGCUGUGAAGAAAUUGAUCGAGCUCAAUAGGGCUCUCCCGAUAUUAAAAACGAGCCCAAUUUUCCGUGAUAGCUACGUGCAGCUUAGCUUGGUUCUCUUUCUUCUACCUUUUAUACCCCAAUAAGCUCAUUUUUUUCUACCGGUUAUCCUAAAAUCUAUAGUUCUGGUGCAUUCCAUUUGGGACCAGGGUCAUUCUGCUUGUGGGCAGGAUUACCAUCGUUAGCAGUGACGUGCGGCAACUCGUGUUGGGGGGAUUUGCACGAGCUAAUUGUUUUGGUUGGGUCAGAUUAGCUUUUAUUACUAAACCUCGUGUCAGCUUUAGACAAUACAGCGUCAGUCAUUGACAGGAAUGGCCUAGCGGUCAAGGUUUUGCCUACGAGCAUUUCAACCAUAGCUCAAGAUCCGACGGGUCUUAAGCUAACCACUAUUUUGUUUUCUUCCGUGAGAAUGAACAGUGUAAGAACAUAACUAAGUUUAUCUGGACAAGGAGCACAAAUGCCGAUUUCUAACUCAAGAGUUUCAUAAUUCGUCUCAACUUUGCCGAAGUGCUGUCUAUAAUUGGCUUUUUAAAGGCUGACUCAACGGAUAAAAAUGGCCGACUUCUUAUCCUAUGUAGCCGCAUGCAGCUUGUGUGGUUUAAUUUACCGUUUGUCGUGUUUUAACGUUCUGGGUUACGUUGUUUUGUGCCCGCAGCUAACACGAUUCAUGCGAAGCUGGCUCGCAACAGCAGCGCCGCGUUCGGCACCUGACUUCACGCGGGAUUCGUUAGAGCUCAUGCUCAAAUGCUAAGUGCUUGCUUUUGUCGUCUCUGCAUGUAGUUUCACCUGCACAGCCAGGAAGGCCUUCUAACUGCUUACUCUCUUUGUAGCGUCCCUAGAAAGCUUGGUUGAGGGAGACCCAUGUAUUUAAAUGUUUAGGCAUUCAUCUCUUCGUACGAUCGGCCAUGUUUCCGCAUCUUGCCAAGGUUUCAAAGCGAGUUGCUGAUGAUGACAAUUAUCAUUUUAUAAAUAGUUCCUGAGGGUGUGACACUCGCUGACGCCGUAAGGUAUGGUGACUGUUCAAUUUCUCGCCCGUACUUAAUGCCAUAUUUUGUGGGUCAGGACUUGGGUGUGUGUUUGCAUGCGGUGGCUGCAAGUGUGGUGUGCCAGUUGUGGUUAAGUGUACUUUGGAGUUAGUUACUUCUUUCUGUGGCUCAGACAAACUGGUACCUGGACUCUAUUGAAAAAGCGAGCGUUUGUUUGCACAUUCCCGUCAUGAAAGGGCAUUUUUAGAGAUGCAUUGGUUAGACAUACGUCGGCGAAGGACUGUUGUCGUAGAAUUGCUUUACCGUAGUUUUAUUAAUUAUGCUUUACUGAUUUCAAACAGUUCAAGCUCGUUUUUGUCUCAUAGCUGAAUUUCUGGAAAUCUUCCUAGAAUUCCGGGAACAAAUAAGCACAUUUGGGAUGUUGUUUUUUUUGUGUGUGUGAAAUUAGGGGUCUGGUUACAAUUAGUUAGAUUUGAAAUUCAAAGACAUAUAUUUGCUGUUCCUAUAUCGUUCUGGAAACAUUCCAACUUUCUGAGCUCUGUUCUUGCCUCUUCAGUCCCAUUCCACGAUUGAUAUUUCAAUCUUUGAGUCAGCUAUUGACUUAUCUGCUGGUGGGUUUUUUUUUUUUUUUUUUUUUUUAUUUUACAAGGUGACGUGGGCCAAGUUUCGAAGUUCCCAGAGCCAGCAAAUUUUGGGGAGUCAUAUUGUUUUACUAAUCGAGGGAACCAAACAAGAAAUUGAUUGAAGAAACUCGAAUCUUGCACUUGCAAACAUUUUUAUGCCCUUCUGUACCUGACUUUUCUGUCGCAGGCAGGUCUAUCCAAAACCUGUUCAACCGCACAAAUUUUGCGCCGGGUUUUCAUGACUACAACGAGAUGUACAGAGCCUUGUGGGUUAAAUUGUGAGCAAAAGAAAAGAAGGAAAAAUCGUCUCUCAUUCAAACUGUGUUGCAUCAGCGUUCCGAAAUUUGCAGGCCUUUUGCAUGCUGAGAAGUUUCACUUUCUUUUAGCAUAUGCCUUGCUUAUAUCUUUGUCAUCUUUAAUAAGCGCAUCUCAGAGUUAUGAAAAGCCAGAAGGGACAGCUUGCUUCGAAAAAAACAACAAAAACAACGCCCUGCUCAAUGUACUUACACUAUAUAAUCGCAAAUGUUUCUGUGAUUUUUUAUUUAGUUGUGGGAAAAUGCACUUGGACGUCCCAUUUGUAAAACUGGAAGUUUUGAUGUAAACCCUUCCAUGCCUUCAUUUUUUGCUCCCUCCAAUGGCUAAUUGUGUUACUGGGGUCGUGCAAUGAUGCCUCGACUAGUAUGCUGAUAUGUUGCAAUAAAUCUGCCCACUGAUUUCGGCACUGUAAACCUGUUCCACUUAACAUUCCACAAAUCCGAGGCGCCAAGGUCAACCCAGCCUACUACUUAAAUCACCAGCAAAAACAGUUUUUUGUGUGUGUUGCCUAGCUUUGCGAAUUCACUUGCAAAACAAUCCCACUGUACAUCUCCACAAGCUCUCAGAAUCGUGUUUCCGCAUCCGAACCAUAUCGAAUUGUCAGACAAGUUUUUAUUGGUGUGAAUCAGAAGGGUGAGGUUUAUACUAGUUCCCCAUUGCAUAAACAAGUGCAACUGCCUAUGUGAGUUGUGACGACGCGUGCGCAAAAUCCCUUUUAUUUCAUUUUUUUUGUGCCGAAUGGAUAGACGAAUGCGACAUAACCUUUUGAACUGGGUGUUGACUAGUGCCACCUGGCCAGUGUUCCAUUUGUCAGCCAGCAUCACCGCCCUGGCACGAUGUCACAGACACGAGUUGGUGCAUGUAACACGGCAAACGAUCACGGGUGUUUUUAUCGCAGUGGCAACGAACGCAGGAUUCACCUGAUGCGCGUCAAAUGUCACAUGUGAUCGACUUUUUUUUGCUCGUUUUGUGGUGUGGCCACUCUUUCGACGGGUGACGGUACGAAUGACGAUUGAUGUACAGUCUUUUUUCAUCUAUUAUCUCGUAUACGGAAACUGGCGAGCUAUUAACCCCAUGUUUUGUUUUUCUUUUUGCAACUGUUUGAUACACCCUUUCUGCCUUCUUCACCUCCGGUGUGUCGUCUCGCACACCCGACUAGAGGCACACGGUAUAUAGCAAUGUCUUAUGGUGUCGGUUUGGUCCACUCCUAUUUCUUUUUUUUCCUACAUUAUAAAGGAAAGUUUUAUAAAUAAAAACGUGCACGACUGACAGCGUUAA